AUGGGCGCCUAUCCCUAUGGGCGCCUAUCUCUAGGGGCGCCUAUCUCUAUGGGCGCCUAUCUCUAUGGGCGCCUAUCUCUAUGGGCGCCUAUCUCUAUGGGUGCCUAUCUCUAUGGGCGCCUAUCUCUAUGGGCGCCUAUCUCUAUGGGCGCCUAUCGCUAUGGGCGCCUGUCUCUAGGGGGGCGCCUAUCUCUAUGGGCGCCUAUCUCUAGGGGCGCCUAUCUCUUGGGGCGCCUAUCUCUAUGGGCGCCUAUCUCUAUGGGUGCCUAUCUCUAUGGGCGCCUAUCUCUAUGGGCGCCUAUCUCUAUGGGCGCCUAUCUCUAUGGGCGCCUAUCUCUAUGGGCGCCUAUCUCUAUGGGCGCCUAUCUCUAUGGGCGCCUAUCUCUAUGGGCGCCUAUCUCUAUGGGCGCCUAUCUCUAUGGGCGCCUAUCCCUAUGGGCGCCUAUCUCUAUGGGCGCCUAUCUCUAUGGGCGCCUAUCUCUAUGGGCGCCUAUCUCUAGGGGCGCCUAUCUCUAUGGCCGCCUAUCUCUAGGGGCGCCUAUCUCUAUGGGCGCCUAUAUCUAUGGGCGCCUAUCUCUAGGGGCGCCUAUCUCUAUGGCCGCCUAUCUCUAG
Messenger RNA from Closterium sp. NIES-65, 612 nucleotides. The record is from the annotation of a GenBank genome assembly. Lineage: Eukaryota; Viridiplantae; Streptophyta; Zygnematophyceae; Desmidiales; Closteriaceae.